This is a messenger RNA of Camelina sativa (false flax), 1624 nucleotides long. RefSeq lists its product as uncharacterized. The record is from RefSeq and is a predicted model, not a curated record. NCBI's taxonomy places the organism in Eukaryota, Viridiplantae, Streptophyta, Magnoliopsida, Brassicales, Brassicaceae.
GUAAGACAGUUGUAACCUAUAGCCAAAUUAGUAGUAGCAUUUAAUUUGACAGCUAACAUAUUUUCUAUGAAUGUUGUUGAGUGAUGAAAACUUGAUCUACUUGAUGGUAACAUAAACCUGAUCGUGAAAUGGCGAUUGGAACAUCAAGCAGAAGCUUAAUAAAGCCUUGGCCACGAAACAGUCUACUUCUUUCCUCAAGCGUGAUCAUCAUCGUUGGUAUAAUCUUGGCGGUUACUUAUCAGUCAAUCUUGAAACCUCCACAACCGAAGCUAUGUGGCUCACAAGGUGGUCCACCGAUCACAGCGCCGCGGAUAAAGCUGAGAGACGGGAGGUAUCUGGCUUACAAAGAACAUGGACUUCCCAGAGACAAAGCUAACCACAAAAUCGUCUUCAUCCAUGGAACCGAUAGUUGUAGACACGACGCCGUAUUCGUCACUCUGCUCUCUCCGGGUUUAGUUAAAGAACUUAGCGUGUAUAUGGUUACGUUUGAUAAACCGGGUUAUGGAGAGAGCGAUCCGGAUCCAAACCGUACACCAAAAAGCUUGGUUUUGGAUGUUGAAGAGCUUGCUGAUCAGUUGAGUCUAGGAUCAAGAUUCUACGUGAUCGGUAACUCAAUGGGAGGACAAGCGACGUGGGGUUGCCUUAAGUACAUCCCUCACCGUUUAGCUGGAGUAACACUAGUUGCUCCUGUGGUUAACUAUUGGUGGAAGAACUUGCCUUUAAACGUUUCAACUCAAGGUUUUAACUUGCAACCAAGGAGAGACCAGUGGGCUGUGCGUGUUGCUCACUAUGCUCCUUGGCUUAUUUACUGGUGGAACACACAAGGUUGGUUCCCGGGUUCCAGCGUUGCGAACCGAGAUCGCGGUAACUUGUCUCAGCCCGAUAAAGAUAUCAUUUUGAAGCAUGGAUCGUCGAGGAAACCGCAUUUGGAAGAAGUAAGGCAGCAAGGAAUACAUGAGAGUAUUAACCGUGACAUGAUUGUUGGUUUUGGAAAUUGGGAGUUUGAUCCGAUAGAACUCGAGAAUCCGUUUUUGAACAAUGAAAGCUCUGUGCAUUUGUGGCAAGGAGAUGAGGACAUGCUAGUGCCUGUAACACUGCAACGUUACGUUGCACAUAAGCUUCCUUGGCUUCACUAUCAUGAGGUUCCGAGAAGUGGCCACUUCUUCCCCCAUGCUAAAGGUAUGGUUGAUGACAUUGUUAAGACACUCUUAUCCAGCGCUGCAGAGAAUUGAGUAAGAUGAGAUCCAAGUGUAACAAAACCCAAAAGAUUAUGGGAAGAACGGAUUAUGUAAUAGAUUAUUUUACAUUACGAGAACAUAAUAAAAAUACACUUUUUACAGUUUCACACCAUUGUAGUCUACCAAAAUAACCAUAACCAAAACCAAAACAGAGCAUUCUCUUCGGACUCUAAAAGCUCACUUAAAAACAUUUGGAGACUCUUAAAGGUGAAAGACUUCUAAUCCUCAACCAUCUCCUCAUCAUCAUCUAUUUCUUCAAUCCUCAUCUUCUUCACUGCCUGAGCUGCAUCACUUCUCUUUGUCCCAUUAGCAAUAUGAAUCAGCACAUCCGACUUCUUCCCUGUUGAAGCGUCCACUAGACCUCCACUUUCUACCCGGUACACAAG